Messenger RNA from Photinus pyralis (common eastern firefly), 610 nucleotides. RefSeq lists its product as uncharacterized. The coding region runs from base 31 to 561 and encodes 176 amino acids. NCBI's taxonomy places the organism in Eukaryota, Metazoa, Arthropoda, Insecta, Coleoptera, Lampyridae. The transcript is spliced from 2 exons. The record is from RefSeq and is a predicted model, not a curated record.
CAAAAUAAGUAAAAUAACACCACAAACGGGAUGGAAUUUUUAACCAUUUUUACUCUUUUUCUCAUAGCAGGUGGCGUUAUAUGUGAGCCUCUCAGCAAAGAUCCAGAUUAUUACUGGCGAUACUACUUCGGCAGGAUGCCUGAAGAUGCACUUCUUGGAGGUUACGAUCAGGCGGGAAAGCCCAAGUACGUUGGCCAGUUGUAUCAUAAUUUCAAAAUGAUUCCUUCUUAUGCCGGCGGAAAAAGUCUCCAAGAGCAGUUACAUGGAAAAGUGGAGAUCCUGUGCACUCGUAAUCCUUGCAGAUAUAAGUGGAUUCCUACAAAUUCAACACACAUUCGCAGCCUAGAAUCCCAAUAUACAUUAAUUAGUGGGGGCUAUGAUCACGAACGUAGCGUAUAUUUCGGAAGAGUAAAUUUCGAUAUGGAACUUCGUAUUGGUCCAGUUUACCUUGAUGGUCAAAACUUCAACUUCGAAAUUCCGCACCUAGACGGACAACGCAUUUUUAAAAGUUAUCAAGUCUUAGUUUACGACUAUAAAAAUCAAGAGUGUGUUAGAUCAUAAGAAAUAGUAAUACCCAAAAUCAGUAAUUUUUGAAUAAAUUUUGCCAUCU